AUGAACAACAACCUCAUUUUAUUAAUCCUUCUAUUACGUAAACCUAGUCAAUAGGUUUAUGAUCUCUUAACUGAGUAUUUAAAAGUAUUUAUUACUUAAUAUUUCAAUUAGAUUCAUGAUGUUACAGAGAUUAUUAAUAAUCCAACAUUGUAAAAUACAAUUCUUAGUCAUAUUGAACCUGAAUUGUUAUAGAUUACUUCAAUGAACAAAUUUCAUAAGAUAAUUGGAGAAAGUAAUACUUUAAUUGUAAUAUGCAGCAUUACGUGAAAAAUAAUAAUAGAAAACUCCAGGAGGCAGUGUUGUUGAUUUGUUUUUUAGGAAUAUGUUAUUGCUAUUUAAUUAAAUGGAUUUCAAUUAAAUGUUAAAAUCUUGGAGUGAUUUCAAAGAAGGUUAAGAUAAUCAUUUGCAAAAUAAUCCAUUUUUAACAGAUUCAUAUAUUGAAUUCUUACUUACUAAAUUAUAAAGUAUAAUUUAUCUAUAUAUUUGUUAGCAAGUUCUAGUUAUGUAAAUUUAGAAGAAUUGAAAUAAAUAAUUGAAUAACCAAAUUUGAAUGAGAAUUGUAAAGUCAAUUUUCUUAAAGCACUUUUAUAUGCUAUAUUAAGAUAUCCAUUUAGAGCUAUUAAAUUCUCUCGCAAAUAUUAUGAUAUGACAUUGAAUAGUCUUGUACCUAAAAAAGUGAAUCAUUGUAUUAUGAAUUCUAUUUAUCUCAAUAUGAAGAUGAAUUUCUAUGAUGAAGCAUUAAAUAGUUUAUCUGAAGGUUUAAGAUUAUCAUAAACUGUAUCAGAUGAAUAAAGUAUUAAUCUUUGUUUAUUAAAUCUAUUUGAAAUAGCAUAUCGUAAUAAUUAUUAAAAAUAAGUAAAUAUACUUCAUUAUUAUUAUUAGGCUACUUUAUUAUUAGAAUAUGCAGUUAAUCAUGCUUAAUAAUUAAGUCCAUAACACAGAUUAUAGAGUGCUUUAAUAUAUGGAUCAUAAGUAAGAUACAAAUAAAUAAAUUAUUCAUUAUUAAAAAAGAAACAUAUUAAUUGGAAAGACAUAAUACAUUAAAGUUUAAAAUAGAUUUUACAAUCUCAUAGUCAAGAUAUAGAAUAAUCUAUUACUGCCUAUUAAUUAGUAUGUGCUAAUAAUUAUGGGAAUUCAACUAUGAUUUAAAAUGCAUUAGAUUAAUUAUAAUAAUUUGAUUAAAAUGAUUAAACACUUUCACUUCAAUUAGAAGCCUUAAGUCAAAUAUCUUUACAUCAACCAUUAUAUACAUUGUCAUAAUUCUAAUAAUGUUUUGAAACUACUUAUAAUUUGAGUGAAUAAUCAAUAUUAGUAAUAUUAAAUAUAUGUUUGGAAUAUUUUGAAAUAAUUAAUGAACCAAUUUCAAUUAAAUACAUAAAAUAGAUUAUGAUGUAAUUAUUGUAAAUGAAUCCUGAUCCAUAUAUUUCUGAAUCUUUAUAAAUUGUACCAAUUAAAAGUAAUAUAUUUAUAUGAUUAGAUCCUAAGCUUAGAGUCAAGUAAUUAUUAAAGGAUGGAGAGAAUGAUUUAGAAAUUAUUAGAUUGUGUAAAUAAUUUCAUUUGAAUUAAUAAUAUUUGGAAUAUAAACUAAAUAUAAUUGAAAGAAACAUUAAAUAAAAUUAAAUUUAGAUAGCUUAAGAUAAAUUAAAUAAUAUUAAUUUAUAUGAAUUAUCAUAAUCAAAUUGUGUAAUUUAAGCUAAGUUUUGGAAUUUGAUGGCACGUAUUUAUAAAAGUUUAUAGUAUUAUGCUACAUCUAUUAAUUUUGCUAUUUAAGUUGGUUGGAUUUCAAUGAUACAAUAGAAUUAUUAUGAUAUGACAUUUAUAUAUGAUUAAUUAGGUAAUUAUAUAAUAUUUUAUAAUAGAUUAAUAUGAUCAAAGAGAUUAUUGUGCUGAAUAAUUUAAUAAAGUUGAUGCACUUAUUAGUUAAUGUAUUUAGAAUACUAAUUUGAUAUUCUUUAAAAUAAAUGAAAUAGGAAUUGUAGAAUACUUGUAUCGUUUUCUAAAUAAUAUACAAUAAUAAUUUAGUUGUAAUAUGUGA
Paramecium primaurelia is the source of this 2035-nucleotide messenger RNA. The record is from the annotation of a GenBank genome assembly. NCBI's taxonomy places the organism in Eukaryota, Ciliophora, Oligohymenophorea, Peniculida, Parameciidae.